AUGGAGUGGGACUUGGAUGCGUUGGAGGCAAGGGCAAAGAAAAUGCAGGAGGGAGGGGAGGUUGAAGAAGAGCCGGAGAGUUUGGUGGCUGCAGAGACGAAAGAGGAUGUGUCUGGAAAAGAGAGACUGGGCGGGGCGGACGGUAAAAACCAAAUUACAAUAUCGGCAUUGUCUUCGUAUCCUUCUCAAGGCUUUGAAAUGGUGCCUGUGACCACGCGCCAGUUGAAUCUCGACAAGCGACAGGAUAACGAAGAAGUAUCGACCAGCUCGUAUGAAUAUGAAUCCUCAUCAUAUGAAUCGACUACGUCAUGA
Messenger RNA from Chondrus crispus (carragheen), 312 nucleotides. RefSeq lists its product as hypothetical. NCBI's taxonomy places the organism in Eukaryota, Rhodophyta, Florideophyceae, Gigartinales, Gigartinaceae. The transcript has a single exon. The coding region runs from base 1 to 312 and encodes 103 amino acids. The record is from RefSeq and is a predicted model, not a curated record.